AUGGCUUCAGUUGUCUUCCCAGCUAUCGGGACUGGGAAUCUUGGCUUUCCUAAAGAUCUGGUGGCCAGAAUCAUGCUGACAGAAGUCCAGAAAUAUAAGCCUACAAACCUUCGAGAGGUAACUGUGAUUGUGCACCCUUCUGACAAGGAGAGUGUAGAGUGCUUUACCAGCGUCUUUAGACAAGGGAUUCAGGGUCCCAUCACAAAAGGAGCACAUCGACAUGUCAUGCCAAAAAUGAAUAUUUCUAGCAAAUCAGCUCAGACCUCUGAGGUUAUUGGCAAAGUCUCCUCUCCCUCUCUCGGGGUGCACACUAUGCAGCUGGGUCAAGUGACUCUGGAGGUUUCAUCAGGAGACAUAACUAAAGAAAAAACUGAUGCCAUCGUCAACUCCUCAAAUCAGACAUUUUCUCUGAAAGCAGGAGUAUCCAAGGCCAUUUUAGAUGCAGCUGGAGUACAAGUGGUACAAGAAUGUUCACAGAUUGGUCAGGGUGGUGCAAAACCAGCUGGUGUUGCAGAUGCAAUGGUUGAUGCAGUUGUCGACUUUGUAAAGAAAAAGAAACCAGUGCACGUAAAGUUUGUGAAAUGUCUUAUAUUCCAGACAAACAUGGUGGCAGACUUCCACCAAAGCAUGGUCAGAAGAUCUGGUGAGAAAGUAGAGGAGGAUAAAGGUCUGCUUACCAAAAUUAAAGAUACUGUUCAUCAUUUACUUUGGGGGGAAAGUUCAGAAUCUUCCAAAAAUGAAGAGUUUGUGAUGGUCGGUGAAGAAGUUGAGCCAGUUGUGUUUCAACUGUGUGGUGAGACACCAAAGGACCUGAGUGAAGGCAGGGACAUGGUCAACAGUUUGAUAUUACGGGAGCAUGUGACCAUCCCAAUCCAUGAUCCAGCCAUUGCUCAUUUCACCAGGGAGGAUGUAGAAACGCUGAAUGCCAUGCAGAGAGAGCUCACAGUCAGUGUCCGGCUUGAGAAGAAAGGCCAAGACUCUGUCAUAACACUGGAGGGCCUGACAAGAGACGUUCAGAUUGCAGACAGUCACAUUCGGGACAUGAUCAGAAAGGUGGAAAGGAAUGAAAUCCGAAGAAGUGAGGCAUUUUUAAUCAGCAGUAUAGUUAGUUGGCAAUAUCAGGAGAAUGGACACAGCCCCAAAACCUUUGAUAUGUUGACCAAUUAUGAGCUGGAACAGGCCUUUCGGAAGAGACAGUCUACAGUGAGAAUCAAGAUUAAUAAUGAUGAAUAUGAGGCUAAUUUAGCUCGCAAUGAGGCCACAAGAAGAGGAAUAAGGAUUGAACUGAACAGAGUAGAUCUGCAAGCUUCAGCUGCUGCUCAAAGCCCUUUGCCUUCACACUGGAAGGACAUGAAAGGACAGGCAGUUGUUCUUGUAAAACUCACAGCAGGCUCAAAGGAAUAUGCAGAAGUGGAGAAGGAGUUCAGGAGAACCAAUCUAAACUCUAAAAUCAUUGAAAUUGAAAGAGUUCAGAACAGUGCACUUUGGAAAAACUACAUGAUAAAAAAAGAGGAACUGGAAGACAAAAACAAGCACAAAAACAAUGAAAAGCGUCUCUUCCACGGCACUGGCCCUGAUAAGACAGAUCAGAUCAACAAUCACGGCUUCAAUCGCAGCUUCGCUGGCAUGCAUGGAGCCAUGUAUGGGAAUGGUUCAUAUUUUGCUGUGGAUCCACAUUACUCAGCCCAAGGCUACUCUGCACCUGAUGCCAAAGGACAUAAACGCAUGUACCUUGUCAGGGUGCUUGUUGGUGAUUUCACUCAAGGAAAAAGAGGCCUUCCUGUUCCCCCUGCGAGGAGCUCCAAUAGAGCUGAUCUCUAUAACAGUGUGACUGAUAACACGAGAAACCCAACCAUGUUUGUGAUCUUCAAUGAUGUACAGGCUUAUCCAGAAUACCUAAUCACCUUCCAGUAAUGAUUAUGAGAUUUAAGUGUUUUGACAUUUAUUGUUUUUGUUGUUGUUUUACAUGGAUUUGGUGAAGCUGAACAC
Molecule: messenger RNA, 1989 nt
Organism: Sinocyclocheilus grahami
Lineage: Eukaryota; Metazoa; Chordata; Actinopteri; Cypriniformes; Cyprinidae
Product: poly [ADP-ribose] polymerase 14-like
Exons: 9
Coding region: 1-1914 (637 amino acids)
Biological process (GO): negative regulation of gene expression; protein poly-ADP-ribosylation
Cellular component (GO): nucleus; cytoplasm
Molecular function (GO): NAD+ poly-ADP-ribosyltransferase activity; transcription corepressor activity
Source: RefSeq, a predicted model, not a curated record